AGUGACUCUCCUGAAGCUCCUCUGGUGGUGGCAACCCCUAUGAAAGUGACUUCAUUCAGUAUUUCGAACAAGCAAUAGCAUUAGCAGUAUAUCACUGUUAUUGUCAGUGUUGGAUUCCAGUUAUCAGAUGAUUGUGAAGAUAAAUAGAGGUUGCAAGCUAGUUGGUUGUGGUUCUGCUGUACCCAAGCUGCAGAUCUCCAAUGAUGACCUUUCUGAAAUUGUUGAAACUUCGGAUGAAUGGAUAUCUACUCGAACUGGGAUUCACAAUCGGCGUGUCCUUUCAGGUGAGGAGAGCUUGGUAGGCUUAGCUGCCGAAGCAGCAAGGAAAGCUCUUCAGAUGGCCAACAUUGACCCUGAUGAUGUUGACCUUAUCUCGAUGUGCUCUUCUACACCAGAGGACCUCUUUGGUAGUGCUCCUCAGGACAGGGAAGACAUUACUUGCAAAAACAAUGGCAAGGCUGGUGAAUGUACCCUUUGUAAUUGCAGAUGCAUCCACAUUGACUCAGGAUGACUUUUUGGAUUUUUAGCUAUCGCGGAGUAUCUGUGUUUGUAUAGCCAAUGUGAUAAAGAUCAGGGAGAUCACUGUACUGAAAGGAGUUACACUUAAAAAUGCGCAGUGUCAGGCAUGAAGAGUAGAUGAAAAUCAGAUUAAAGAUAACAAGUUACUGUUUCAGACUAGGGUGUUGGCGAAAGAUGAUUGUGAGAUCGUUCAACACUGAAGGGAAGGUGUCUUUGAAGUUGUUGGUUUGUUU
This is a messenger RNA of Spinacia oleracea (spinach), 752 nucleotides long. Its product is annotated as beta-ketoacyl-[acyl-carrier-protein] synthase III, chloroplastic-like. The transcript has 5 exons. Lineage: Eukaryota; Viridiplantae; Streptophyta; Magnoliopsida; Caryophyllales; Amaranthaceae. Gene Ontology annotation, molecular function: acyltransferase activity. The record is from RefSeq and is a predicted model, not a curated record. Gene Ontology annotation, cellular component: chloroplast. Bases 128 to 511 code for a protein of 127 amino acids.